Molecule: messenger RNA, 695 nt
Organism: Topomyia yanbarensis
Lineage: Eukaryota; Metazoa; Arthropoda; Insecta; Diptera; Culicidae
Exons: 2
Coding region: 3-656 (217 amino acids)
Source: RefSeq, a predicted model, not a curated record
UCAUGCGCAAUUUUAUCGUGAGUGAAGUGACCGAUCGGUACCACGCACCCGAAUGGUGCGUGGAUAUUUGCUUUAUCGCCAGCUCCAUGUGGUUCGGCCACACGGAUUAUGUUCCGUUGGGCCAUCCCCUCUAUCGAAUGACGGCCGGAGCGGAUUUCGUCUGCUUGCAGUAUCGUAACUGCAGAUUUGUAAAUGGAGUGUGCUGCCUGGUCCCGGAGCUAUGGCUGUGGUUGUUACGGCGUUACAUCGUCGCAACCAUCUCGGUACCCGUUUUCCCGGGUGAAUUUGAAUGUCUCGAUGGGACGAUUGUUCGUUUUGGCGUGUCGUUUACUGUGGCGGAGUGUGCGUCCUUUCGGCGCGUCAUACGGGACAUGGUAUGGCGACCCCGUUUUGCGUGGGCCAUCGACAUUUCAACCCUACUAAGGUAUGCUCACUAUUGGUAUGUUUAUGGAGGUAUUCUGUCCGUUUAUUUAUUAUUGGGAAAACUUCAGUUAUUUGCCAUUGCGGAUUCGACGGAGUAUCCACUGAACCGAAUGUCAGUAUCGAGCAACAUAAUUCCGUCAUCGCUCUCUUCUUUUGCAUCAGCUGAUUCACAUCGCAGAAACGUCACCAGUAAAAUAAAUUUUAGAAUGUUGGUCAACGGAUUAGUUAAGUAAAAAUUAAAUGGAAUAUAGAAAAAGUUAAAGGGAACGCUU